UCAUGCAUCAAAACGUGCGACGGUAUGUUGGGAUAAACCGCCAGUGCUAGCCAACGGCUAGAGAGAGAGAGAAAGACGGUGUGUGUCAGUGAAGAGACGGCGCGAGCAUGGGUAUGGGACGGAAAGAGCGAAAGGAGCUGGUCUCUGCGACCAUUUCUCAGCUGGAAGAGGUUCUCCCGGCCUCGGGGAAACCGGAGGAGCUGGUCCGGCUGACGACGGCCAUCGUCCAGAGCACAAAGAAACUCCUGGACGGGACGCCAGAAGACCUCAGGACGAAAAGCACGGCCACGCUCUCCGACUUUGUCGUGGCUGCCCGUAUCAUCGCCAAGGACCCGCGCUCCGUGGGUUCGUCUUCGAGACAGGCCCUGUCGAGCAGUCGGAGGGCCGUCGAUGCCCUCGUGCGGGAGCUGAAUUCGUGGCACGACAGACGUCAGUCGGAGGAGACGCCCGGUGAAGAGCCGGAGGUGGUUCUUAGCAGUUUGAGUCGAAUCACAAGCGAACCUGCGUCCCUGAACCGUCUGUCGUCAAUAAACGGUAGCGGCAGCGGGCCAGGGCCGGCGGUUGCUCCCGGAGCGAACCCAGAGGAGGCCGCCAAGGAGAGAGAAUUGAGAGACGCCCUCAGGAAGGAGCAGAUCACGCUGUGGAAGAAGACGGAGCCGCAGCUUGCGCCCACACAGCACGGGAAGCCGUCUGAGGUCCUGACGGACAUGACGGAAAAGUUGAAGAACAGCGCACGGGUUUUGGUGGAAAUUGCCUCGCAGAAGGCCCCGGGGCCUGCAGAGCUGCUCGAGCCAGCACUGCAGGCAACACGGGCCGUGUCUGUCCUCCUAGACUUGGUAGACAGCAUCUUUGUCAACCGUUACCCCAUGCGUUCACAGGUCCAUGGGUUCUGCUGUACUCUAGUUGAAAACUCACUAGCAUAUGGGACACAAUCUCGAACAGAAGACGUGUCGUCUCUCAGAACAGUCACAACAGAGGUCCCCGCCCUGCUGAGUGCCGCGGAGGUCAUGAUAACGCAGUCCCACAAGCGGACCCAGGACCUCGAGGGGCAGAAGAAGAUGUCGAUGCAGCGAUCCAGUGAUCUGCAGCUGCUGGGGGCGGCAUCGGGCGGAGUUAUGGGCGUGAAGAAGAGAGGAGCUCCGCCCAAACCUCCCGCGGCCCCAGAGAAGGAGGAAGUGCAGUUGAAAGAGUUUGAAAUCAUAUGUGUCAUCUGUACCAACGUGGCGGUCAACCAGGAGGACAAGAAGCCAAUGCCCAAAGGAACAGAGGUUCCACUGUUAGCCUACUCAUCAACAAAUAUACUGGAUGUAAAGAGAAUGUUGCACACCAGAACUGGCAUACUACGAGACAGCAUUGAGAUAAAGAUGCAGGGAGACGAUGUCUUGCCAGACUCCACGUUCGUGAAGCCUAACAACCCCGUCCCUUACUUUGUGUUCAACGUCCAUGAGCCGAGCGACCGAGAGCUGGAGGAGAUGAGGAAGGUAGAGAAGAUGAACAGUCGACCGAAGCUGGAGGACCUCGACUGGUCUCAGUACACCGGACCGGUUGCCAUAGCUCUCUAUGACUACGAAGCGUUAGGAGAAGAAGGCACACUCAACUUUGACGAGGGAGAAGUGGUCGAGAUCAUAGAGAAGAGCCACGAUGGGUGGUGGAGAGGGAGGAAGGACGGGGAGGAUGGGGAUUUCCCGGCCAGCUUUGUGGAGGAGAUCGAGAUUCCUCGCUCCAAGGAGGACAGGAAGAGACUGGCCCUGCGGUUUGGGAAGAAGUCGCCCGACAACAAGACAUCAGACGACGAGGGCAGACUUUCUCCCGGAGUAAAGAAACUCAGAAAACUAAACAGCAAUCCAGACCAGCCCAGUUCUCCUCUCGCAGCUCGGGCAGUGUUUGAUCGCCGCGUGAGCGAACCUCUCCUCACAGAUCAGGGCCACGGGAAGAAAGACAAGAAAAAACUCGUCGGAUUUUUCAAGAAACGAAACACGCAGUACGUCCCACUGCAGGAAGAAUCGGGGGAGGUAAUCGGGAAGAAGUCGCCAGUUGUGUCCGAUCGACGGAAGAAGAAGGCUACAGCCAGUACGUCGUCGUGGGAGGACGCCAUGGCGGUCGACGACUCGCCAGAGCUUCAGAAGAAAGUUCCCCUGGGAAGACCAGGGUCCUCACCGAAGCCGCAGAAACGGAAGCCGGGGAGCGGGACCGCACCCGUGGGGGAGGGGUCGACGAAGGUGCUCCGCCCGAGACGACCUCCCCCGCCCGCCCCGACCACGCUACGCUCCACCCACGUGGCAGUUGACACGGAGAAACCCGGCACCGGUCGUCGGACCAGUGGUGGCGACGUCUCCCCUGAACAGGACGGUGACAGACGAUCGUCGAGUCCACGAUAUCCGCCCAGUUUCCCGCCCGAGAGCAAGUCUCCCGAGACCCCGCCCACCGAGGUCUCGGACCCUGACCCCGCCCCUCAAUCAGUGACUGUCACGGUUUCCAUCUCUCCUUCACCAGACUCGGUGCAAAAGAGCGAGAGCAUGGAGGAGCUUCUCAAAAACUUGGAAGAAUUCGACGAAGUCAUAUCUUCCCAAAACGACGCCGAGACACCCGAAAUCGAGGGGCGGGAGAGAGAUUUUGCGACAAUCCCUCGCAGCGAGCUUCCGCCGGGACUGGACAGAGACCGAAAAUCCAAGAGCCCCUCGCGUACUCCGGAAUUGGGACGAAAACCUGUGAUCGUGGAGAACGGCCACUCCCGGGAGACCUCCCCUGGAAAAAAACCCACUGCCCCUCCGAGACGAAAGAAGAGCAAGAUGAGCCAGAAACUCAUGGACAGGGUGGGGAUUUUCGAGGGGUCAGAGUCCGAUAAACCGGUUAUAAAACCGGUCAGACCGGCCCCGAAGGUGACGUCGGCACCGCCUCCAAAGCCGGAGAGAGACGAGAAGAAGAGGAUGAAGACUCGACUGGAGGUAAUGGCCAGUCGGCAGGAGAGCAGCAGUGCACCAGUCUCACGGAACUCCUCCCCAGACAUCACUGACAUCAGUCAACUGACAAAGGAUGGGUCAGCAUCCUCUGAAAUCCUCAACUCGCACCCGUCAGGCCUGGCCAAGCGAUCUCCCCCCCUCUCCUCUUCCUCCUCCUCUCUCUCACAUGCCACAGCUCUCCAUUGCAUCUCAUUCCUCUCGGAAGAAGACAGAGUCACGAGUGAGGGUCUGUUCAAAUCUUCUCCCAGUGCCAAGGCCAAGGUCGACUCCUGGCUGGCUGGACUGGACAAGGGAGAGGCCCCAGAUCCAAAUGGAAUCAAAGACUCAGCCAGUGCCACUGCUCUACUGAAGGCUCUUCUCUCCAACAAGAGACUUGGUCCUCUUAUACAGUACCCUCUAGCUAAGGCAAUGUGUGAUCUGGCCCAGAGCACAAGUCCAGUGUCUGUGCUGGGCUCUCAACUGGAGCAGCUGCCAGACGAACACAGAGCCCUCCUCAAGGAGAUUCUCAGGCUUUUUGGACUGAUCAUCAACCACUCUGACAAGAACAAGACGGAGGUUGCCGACCUGAACCGGAUGUUCGGGAUUCUCCUGUUUGACCGGUUGCCUCCGGCCCAGACCGAGCAGCUGCUGGCCUACCUCAUCAGCACAUGCGAACUCCUCAUUGUGUCUUGAUCCCCCCUCUCGUCUCUCCAUCCGUCUGUCUGUCUCUUCAUCUCUAUGUGCAGCUGUACAUGGGUGUAUUCAUGUGUGUGUGUUUCAUAUAUUAUAAACGUCAGCCCCUCGCAAUGUUGUGCCUCAUAGAGAAAUGGAGCAGUUUUUGUCGUCAUGAUUAUCAUUAUUGCCAAUUCUUAAUAUUCACACUGAUUGAGAGAUCUGCUCCAGAUUUUGUUGUUUGUUGUCAUGUUUUGUUGUGAGUUGUUGUCGUAGUUGCUUUUCACAGAGAUUUGUGUCAAUAAUAAUUAUGCUGUUGUGAAUGUACAGUUUGGUAGACAUGAAAAUAAAAAAGAAAAUAGUCACAUGACACCAAUUAAUGCAGUGCAUCACGUGACAUUAACAAUUUAGCGGUGCUGAGAUUAAGUCAUAUUACGUAAUCCAGUAAAGAUAAAAACAUAUGUACACUGAUUAUCUGCUUAUUGAAAAAAUAAUGUCUGCAGCAAGAAGGGUUAAAACUGGGCAUGUCUGAAUCAACGGCGAUAUUUGCUGAUCUCGGACUGCCAGCCACGGGCCCUCUCAAAUCCAUUUUGCUUCAGACUGUAGUCGGCCAUUGCCUGACCAAUCUCCUCUUGUGUGUUCAUCACAAACGGACCAUGUUGAACGAUGGGCUCAUUGAGGGGCUGACCAGCUAUCAGUACGAAGUGGAGCUCCUCCGACCCCUAUGCAUAGAGAAUAGAGAGAGAAUGCAGUUACUGAAGAAUUGGUCGCAAAGUAAACAGGCCGUGAGGGAGGGGAGGAAUCGAACUCCUGACUGGAAGUCCAGCACACCACGAAUCCUAUCAUCUAUAUAUCUGACAGGUCGGCUAAGAAUAUUCAGAAUACAGCGUUUCUCACACACA
Messenger RNA from Geodia barretti, 4513 nucleotides. NCBI's taxonomy places the organism in Eukaryota, Metazoa, Porifera, Demospongiae, Tetractinellida, Geodiidae. The record is from the annotation of a GenBank genome assembly.